UCAAUACUUCAUUUCAAACUUGUCUGUUGACCAGUUGUCAACUCGUUUAAGAAAAUCAAAAGUAUAAGUUUUAAAGGAGAGUUUUGUUAACAUACCACCUAUUUUUAAUACUAAAUUGUGCUAAAAUGUUUUCGAUCGACGCGCCACCGGAAUUACAAAAUUCAGAAUAUUGCAAUUAUCGUUCACCACUAAGUACUCGCUAUGCGUCCAAAGAAAUGCAAUAUAAUUUCAGUGACCAAAAGAAAUUCUCUACCUGGAGAAAGCUGUGGAUAUAUCUGGCGAAAGCUGAAAAGGAUCUCGGCUUAGACAUCACCGAUGAACAGAUCAAGGAACUGGAGUCGGCAAUCCACGACAUAGAUUUCCCAUCAGCCGCAGAACAUGAGAAGAAGGUCCGUCAUGACGUCAUGGCGCACGUCCAUACCCUCGCUGAACGCUGUCCGUUAGCGGCUCCUAUCAUACACCUAGGAGCUACUUCAUGCUACGUUGGCGAUAAUACCGAUCUGAUUGUAUUGAAACACGGCUUGGACUUACUCCUGCCCCGGCUCGCUGCUGUUAUAAGCCAACUGUCGAAAUUCUCCGAUGAAUACAAAUCGCUUCCGAUUUUGGGAUUCACACAUUUACAACCAGCUCAGUUAACAACAGUUGGAAAGAGAGCUUCGUUGUGGCUUAGCGACCUUCUUAUGGACGAGCGUGCAUUGUCCCGGGCAAGAGAAGAUUUAAGGUUCAGGGGAGUCAAAGGCACUACAGGAACUCAAGCUUCGUUCUUACAACUGUUUAAAGGUGACACCAGUAAGGUUAGGGCUCUGGAUAAGAGAGUCGCAGAGCUUGCUGGAUUUGAUAAACGUUAUCUUGUCACCGGUCAGACGUACUCAAGGAAGGUAGAUUUAGAAGUUAUAGCGGCGUUAUCUGGGUUAGGAGCCACUGUACAUAAAAUGUGCUCUGACAUCCGUAUUCUCGCUUCUCGUAAAGAAUUGGAGGAACCGUUUGAGACUUCUCAAAUAGGAUCCAGCGCGAUGCCCUACAAAAGAAACCCUAUGAGGUCUGAACGUUGCUGUGCCCUGGCUCGGCAUUUGAUAACGCUUCAUGCGAAUGCUGCCAACACGCACGCCGUCCAAUGGAUGGAACGCACUUUAGAUGACUCUGCUAACCGACGCAUCACUUUAGCUGAAGCAUUUUUGACUGCCGACGCGACUUUGCUUACUCUCCUUAAUAUUUGUCAAGGGUUGGUGGUGUACCCAAAAGUAAUUGCUCGUUAUAUUGCACAGGAGCUCCCGUUCAUGGCAACGGAAAAUAUUAUAAUGGCAAUGGUACAAUCUGGUGGUGAUCGGCAGGUUUGUCAUGAAAAAAUAAGAGUUUUGUCCCACGAAGCCGGAGCGGUAGUCAAACAGGAAGGAAAAGAUAAUGAUUUAAUAGAUCGCAUCAAAAACGAUAAAUAUUUUGCUCCUAUCAUACCACAGCUCGACAAAAUAUUAGACGCGUCUACUUUUAUUGGUCGAGCUCCUGAGCAAGUCACGGAAUUUUUGGAAGAAGAAGUAUAUCCAGUUCUUGCAAAGUAUAAGAACUCAUUACUUGAAGUCGAGAAACCAGUUACUCUAAAUAUAUAAAAAUGACAAUUGUUCUGUUAAACAUUAUGUUUGGCAAAUAAAAUGAAACGAUUUCAUGAAUAAAUGAUAUAUUUACA
This is a messenger RNA of Danaus plexippus (monarch butterfly), 1681 nucleotides long. It is a transcript of the gene Adsl, whose product is annotated as adenylosuccinate lyase. Gene Ontology annotation, molecular function: (S)-2-(5-amino-1-(5-phospho-D-ribosyl)imidazole-4-carboxamido) succinate lyase (fumarate-forming) activity; N6-(1,2-dicarboxyethyl)AMP AMP-lyase (fumarate-forming) activity. The transcript is spliced from 3 exons. NCBI's taxonomy places the organism in Eukaryota, Metazoa, Arthropoda, Insecta, Lepidoptera, Nymphalidae. The record is from RefSeq and is a predicted model, not a curated record. Gene Ontology annotation, cellular component: cytosol. The coding region runs from base 126 to 1604 and encodes 492 amino acids. Gene Ontology annotation, biological process: 'de novo' AMP biosynthetic process.